Molecule: messenger RNA, 4932 nt
Organism: Lytechinus variegatus (green sea urchin)
Lineage: Eukaryota; Metazoa; Echinodermata; Echinoidea; Temnopleuroida; Toxopneustidae
Exons: 5
Coding region: 149-2332 (727 amino acids)
Source: RefSeq, a predicted model, not a curated record
GGCUGUAACUACGUGUAAAGGAAUGCUGUUUAGCUAGGAAAACAUUACAUAUUUGUUACUUUCAUGGAUGGACAUAAUGAAUGCAUAAUGCUCCUGUUGUAAACUUCACCGACUAGUAUUACUUCAAAGUGGUGCUAUUCAGAUCACCAUGUCUUCACCUCUACGGAAAUCAGCCUUUAGGGCUCCACCCAGCAGAUCCAAUGGUGAAAAAAAUUCUCCAGCAACAUCUAUGGAGAGGGCACCAAAGGCAAGUGCUUCCAGUGUUAGUGGGACAGCUAAGAAAAUUACAGGAGGUGGAAAAGGAACUAUUCAGACAGAAGUCCUCAAGCGACGCCUUGAGCGAUUGAAACAAAACUCUAACCCUCAGAUUCAAAAUGGUGCUAAGCCCAAAAGUGGAAUGCCAACUGGGGCAUAUACUAGUGGUAGUAACAGCAGGGUUGACUCACCACAGUCUACACCUACACCAGUAAACACUAGUACUCCUCAGUUUGUACGUAGAAUGAGUGAGAAUGACCCAAGAAGGAACUUGAUCAAAAGCGGAAUCUCAACAAAACGAAAGGCUAGUUUUCCACAAUCCUCUCCAAGGUCAUUCAAUAUUGUUCCUUCUCCACUUGCAGCUACAGCUACAAAACCUAAAACAACUUCAAAAAAUCCAAACAGUGAGGCAAAUAGUAGUGUCAGUCAAAAUUCCAUUCGAAGAGGAAACAGUAUUAAACAACAAGCUAACGCUGCUGUGAGCAAGAAGACAAGACCUCAGUCUUCAUCACCCAAAACCAGUAUUGGCUCCUCAAAAAUGGACAAAAGAACUUCAAAGGCAACUCCUCAUGACAGUGACAUAAGUCGGACCUCUACCCCAGAUCGGAUGAUUCGGGUCAUAUCUUGUGAAAGUACUGAUGAAGGACAUAUACCUUCUAUCCGAAAAGGCUCUUCGCUUCCAGGACAGAACCCCUCCCAAAGGGAAGACCUAAGAGGUGGUCCCAGUGGGGAUGGGUUGUCAUUGGAUAGGAAGAACAGUGCAAACACUCUGGAUGGUAUCAGAGGAACCAAAUCUGAUGCAAAACAUUCAUACAUGAGCAAUGGUUAUGAUGAAGACAGCACAAAUGUAGAGCUUGAAUUGAGAAGUUUGAAGUCAGAAAGUGAUAGUAGUGUAGUGAGCGAAAGAACACGUAGGAAGAAGAAUAACAAAAAGAAUGCCAACUCUGAAAAAAGAAAGGACAUUGAGAGUUCUAGCAGUCAGAGCAAGAAAGUCCAUCAAAAGCAACAUCAGCCUGAACAUGAUGAUGAUGGACAGGAUUCUGUAAAACAAGAAUUGGUCUUCCAGCAUUCAAGUCUUGAGGACUUGUCUCCAAGGAAUGACCUGGGUCUUGAGGUAAUUGACCUGGAAACUGGAAGCGAGUUGAAAGUUGAGCAGGACAAAGAUUCAGAAAGAAAGUUGGAGGACAUCGCUGAUGAUGAGAAGAGGUUGAAGUACAACUUUCAUCUGCAAGGAAAGGAUAAAGAACGAAUGUCAAAUGAGAUUGACCUGGAGGUCCAAGAUGAUCAACAAAAGAGAGGAUCAGAGAAUAAAGAUGACUUUAAUGGGCAGAGAAGAAGGUCAAGGACAUUGAAAGAAGCUGACAAUCAAGGAUAUAAUGAUGCUACCAAUGAUGUCCAGAAUGAAGACAAGAGACAGCAGGGUGAAGGUUCAGUGGUCAAAGGUCAGAGUUCAAGAUUGAGAAGUGGAUCCAGGUCAAAGUCACAAGACACAGAUGACGAAGCAGAUAAACUCAUGAGAAGCAUCGAUGGAAGGGAGGACACAUCCCCUCAAAACAAGCAUGGGUCUCCAUCACCACGAAGAGACGAGCAAUCCAUAGAUAAAAGACAGAUGAUUAGAAAGAGGAACUCGGAGCUUGCUGUCAUGGCCAAGAGGCUGGAGGAAAAGGCCAAAGAGAUGAAGAAUAGACCGACAACACAGUGGAAGAGGUCAUCAGGUACAGACAAUGGCCCAAUAGUAUCAAAAUCAGCUACGGUAAUCUCUCCUACCUCUAUCACCACUGCUACCACUAACACCACCAAUGCUAUCACGACUGGCUUCCAAGAGUCGCUGCGCCCAGCAACCUCCACCGGCAUGGUUCCAGAUGUGGAACAGAUGAAGAGGAUGAUGGUGAAGCAGAAGGCCAGAGAGAUGGCAGUGAGUGCCCAGAGGGCGCUAGUCAGGGACCGGGAGGUGGAGAACCUGAAGCAGGAGCUAGAAGCCAUCAAGAAGACGUUAGAGAUCAGCAGGGAGGAUAGGCUCAUUGAGGUAAGGCUCCUGCAAUACGCGGUGGAUUGGUUUCAUAAUGGAGGAAUUUGAUAAAGUGAUUGGUGGGGGUAAAGGCAGUGACUGUGAUGGUUGGGGAAACAGAACAGCCCUGUCCAUGAGGACAAAACUGCAUUCAGUAUUUUGAAUCACUUUUAUUUCACUGUGCAAUGGUAUUUAUAUUCAUGAAAAAAUAUUGAUCACUAGGAACAGGGAUAUUAGUAGAGGGAAAGGAGAAAGAUAGAGAGAGAGGGGGGGAUAGUAAGAUUGUUGAAGGGAAAAGUAAGAUCGUGAGGGGGAAGAGUUGGAGAGAGGGAAAAGAGAGAGCACGGGGUGAUAGAAUGAGAUUGAGAGAGAGGAUGAGGAGGGAGAUUCAGGAGAGGGGGAGGCAUAGGGGGUGAUUGUGUUGAUGUUCACGUCAGGCAGCAAAUAUAAGAAAUAUAGAAUAUCGAAUGAGUACUCAGUAGAGCCCAAAUACCAUCCAUCCUUUAUUAACCUGACUUUUCCAGCUCUAGCCACAUGUCCGUGAAUUAUCAUUAUGAUUAUUACCACUGGCUGGUCUUAAAAGCCUGCCGUCCUUGCAGGGAAAACGGUAUCUCCAUCUACCUAGCGAUCAUCCUAUUCUAUUGAUUAAGAAACCCCCAUCUACAAACUAAGCCUUGAAACAGAGAGCCUGUCAAUCAAUUAUGCUAUCCAUUUUGGAAGGAUAUUUUUUUCCUCAGCAUCAUCUGUCUAGACAACAUCUAUAUGCCAUAAGGCAUUAAAUCAUAUUUUUACUCGUAUCCUAAAAGAAAUGCCAUCAGCUCAUGUGUACUUUGAAAUUCAGGGUAACCUGCAUGAGGGAGGGGAUAAGAGAUUAAUGAAUCCACUGCCAGCUUGGAGACUACAAGUUAUAAAACUUAUUAAUAAGGAAUAUCUUUGCAAAUGAUCAAAUCAUCAGAUGAAUUUAUGAUCAUGCAGUUAUGUGUUUUUGAUCAUAAAUAUCAUAUAUAUGUAAGCUGCCAUUUAUAAUUUCUCAUCCUUCUUGACGUAUUGGAAGUGAUGGCUAAAUGUGUUUUCCUGUGUUUAUAAGUAUUCAAAGCAUUAUCAUUUAGCUUUUGAAAAUAAAGACAGGUGAUUAAAUUAUUCCAAAACUGAAUGAAGAAACCAUGUUGCUCUUGAUGACACGUGUUCUGUUUAUUGGUUCUGAAGAGAUGACAUCACAUCUGAAAACCCUUUAUUAUUUUCACCCUUUAAGAAUAUAAGACUUAUCUCCAUUUUGAUGAUAAGGGCUAUGAACAGAUGUCUGAGCUAGAAAUUCCCAGGACUAUGAAUAUUCAGAUUAGUGACAUAACAUAUCUAAGAUAACUAAAGCUUUAAAAAGGUAAAUGUAAUUGGAGAAGAACAAAGUUUAUAUCUAUGGAGGGUUUAAGGGUUUAUGAAUAUCUUUAUGUGUUGUAAAUUAUGUUGACCCUAAUAAACUUUAAUGCUUACUCUUCUUUAAUCUAAUUAUGCCAGGGUAAUUUUAUUUCUGUAAAAAGCCUAGAGACGUCGUUCUGAUGUAUUAAGCACUAUAUAAAAGGUUAUUAUUAUGCUGAAAAAAAUUCUGUUAGAUUUAAUUUCAGGUGUUGUCUUGAGAGAAUGAACGCUCAUGGGUUAUACCAAUACAUGUAGGUUGAAAUUGUACAUUGAAAGGGCUUUAGAGUUAAAUGUGCAGGUGAAAAAAAUGAAUAAAAAAGAUGAGGAAAAGGUGUAGGGGAUAGGAGAAGGACAAUGAUGGGAGAUAAAGUGGCUAGCAGAAGGUAAAACAUGAAAGAAAUAGAAGAGGUUGGAAAAGAAGUAUAUACAUGGAGGCACAAUGGCUAGGUUGAAUAAAAUGGUAAAAAAUAGAAAUGUUGUGAAGAAUAAUGGAGAGGGAAUGAAGAAAGGGCAUUAGAGUUGGAUUUUACUUCAUUCAUUACAUUCUUGAUUGUUAUUUCAAGUCCUACUUUGCCAUGAGUAACCUUUGUACGGUAAAAAAAAUAUGUUUGCUUGACUGAUAUGCCAACCUUAUCUUUUAAUACACUUUACUCCAUCUGUCUAAUACCUUAAGCUUUCAAUUUUGCUCUGGGUAUGAUUUCCAAAUAUACAUAGGAUCGUCAUCCUUCACAUUGUUUGACUAGUGUUUAUGGAAUGACUUCAGUAUUACCGUUCAGUGCCUUCGUAUCUUUCAAAAGCAGUAUGUUUUUAACAUUUACUUUGGGGUUAUUAACUACCUAACCGAUGUGCUCCUUUCUUCAUGUUUCUUUUAUGAAAGUAAACCUCAAUUUUUGAUUGGCUCGUCAGGACCGCUUCUUGCUGGACUAAGCCGAACAUGAUGCUGUUAUUGCAUCGUUUUCUGUCGCACCAUUACACUUGGGAAUAGCCGAAGCAACCAACAAACAUGCCACCUUUAAUAUAGGAGUCCAUGUUGCUUUGAAAAUAUCAAGACUUCAUUUCUCAUCACCUUUUUCCAACGUCGGUUCUACUCCUUAUGUGAUGUCAAGUCUCGUUUGAGAGAAAAGUGACGUGAGAUUGAUGUUAUCAAAAGCUAGAUGAGAGCGCAGUGUUAUGUUUGUGAAGCAGAUAUCUUGGUUUAUUUCUCUCAAGGAUAAUAUCUUCAAGUGCAUGUUUCUAUUCUGCUUGGUGUAAUUUAA